Molecule: messenger RNA, 1657 nt
Organism: Cuscuta europaea
Lineage: Eukaryota; Viridiplantae; Streptophyta; Magnoliopsida; Solanales; Convolvulaceae
Source: the annotation of a GenBank genome assembly
AUAUACCUCCCUAACUCUCCUCAUUUCAGGCACCCAUAUCUCUAAUCUCUAAUAAUAGCCUUAUAGCCUUUUUUUGUACAUUAUUUCUCCUCUUCCUCCAGCCAUACUCAAUCUUAGACUGCCUACUCAUAAAUCUAUUCACAAACCACUUCUGCCUAUACAACAGUAACAUAAUGGGGGACAGUAGCGGUUCUGCCACGGCGGCAGGGAAGAGAAUAUUGGGUUUCGCCGCCAUACCGGAGAAGGUUCAGCUGCACGUGGCGAUGUUGGCGUUGCAAUUCGGAUACGCCGGUUUCCACGUCGUCUCUAGAGCUGCCCUGAACAUGGGAAUGAGCAAGGUCGUCUUCGCCAUCUAUAGGAACAUCCUCGCUUUCUUCCUCCUCCUCCCUUUUGCUUAUUUUCUUGAAAGGAAAAAUCGACCACGCCUUACCUGGAACUUUGCUGUUCAGUUCUUCCUGCUGGCAAUUGUUGGAAUAACAGCAAACCAAGGAUUCUACUUGCUGGGGCUAGAGCACACUUCCCCAACUUUUGCCUCUGCUAUUCAAAACUCAGUUCCGGCCAUUACUUUCAUCUUGGCCACCAUUCUCAGGAUAGAAACGGUGAGGCUGGACAGAAAAGAUGGGAUAUCGAAGGUGGUGGGAACGUUGAUGUGUGUAUGUGGGGCCACAGUGAUCACUCUGUACAAGGGCCCCACCAUUUACAGCCCCACACCCAAGCUGUCUCUGUCGUCGCUGCCGAUGCUCGCUCCGGCAAGACUAGCGGCCGUCGGAGACGGAAAUGGGAAGAGCUGGACUUUGGGCUGCAUAUUCCUUAUUGGGCAUUGCCUGUCGUGGGCCAGUUGGUUGGUCCUGCAAGCCCCUGUCCUGAAGAAGUACCCGGCCCGACUCUCGGUCACGUCCUACCAGUGUUUCUUUGGGGUUCUUCAGUUCCUCGCCAUCGGCGCUAUCUGGGAAAGAGACGCUCAAAGGUGGCAUAUUAACACCGGCGCUGAGCUUUUUAGCGUCUUCUAUGCUGGAAUGGUAGCGUCGGGGAUUGCAUUCGCUGUACAGAUAUGGUGCAUCGACAAGGGCGGGCCGGUGUUCGUGGCGGUGUACCAGCCAGUCCAGACCCUCGUUGUCGCCAUCGUGGCCUCCGUCGCUCUCGGAGAGGAGUUCUACUUGGGCGGGAUUAUUGGAGCUGUUUUGAUCAUAAUCGGCUUAUACUUUGUCUUGUGGGGCAAAAAUGAAGAAGCAAAGUUUAUGAAAGGCGCCGCCGUCGUCAGCCCGGUGCAGCCGUCCCUGGCCGCCGCCGCGGAUAACCAAACAAUCAAAUCAUCUCUUCGCAAGCCACUGCUUCAGCCAGCGACGGAAAAUGUUUAAAUUAAUUACUAAAUAAACCACUACCUACGUGGCCUCGAUCACUUUUAUUUCUUACGAAGUAAUUGAUGAAAAUAUAUAAAUAUGUUAUAUAAUUCGGAAUUGAAGAACGAUAGGCUUAAUGUGUGUGUUAGUGUGUACCACCGGCCUUUAAUUAAUUUUUAGUUGAUGCCGUUCAAUUCCAUGUCAUCUCUAUUAUUUUUUGUUGCUUUGGAGUAUUGUCGUUCAUUGUUGGUUUUAGUAUAAAGAAUUUGCUUCAAAUAGGACUAAAUCAUAAAUAAAUUGUACAAAUUGCUUCAAAA